Messenger RNA from Colletotrichum lupini, 165 nucleotides. RefSeq lists its product as uncharacterized. The transcript has 2 exons. NCBI's taxonomy places the organism in Eukaryota, Fungi, Ascomycota, Sordariomycetes, Glomerellales, Glomerellaceae. The record is from RefSeq and is a predicted model, not a curated record. The annotation marks the transcript as partial.
GGUAAUAUUAACGAUUUCUUAAAUACUUUAUUAAGUUAUAAAGAAACGAUCUCAAUAGGUCUCGGUAUAAUUACUAUAUUUAUUACCUAUUUUACUAAUUUACUCCUUAAGGAAUAUAAUAAGAUAAUUAUAAAUACUAUUUAUUACCUUAACGUUCGACUAUAG